Messenger RNA from Cokeromyces recurvatus, 1535 nucleotides. RefSeq lists its product as uncharacterized. Gene Ontology annotation, cellular component: endoplasmic reticulum membrane. The transcript is spliced from 7 exons. The record is from RefSeq and is a predicted model, not a curated record. Gene Ontology annotation, molecular function: GDP-Man:Man(3)GlcNAc(2)-PP-Dol alpha-1,2-mannosyltransferase activity. Bases 59 to 1513 code for a protein of 484 amino acids. Lineage: Eukaryota; Fungi; Mucoromycota; Mucoromycetes; Mucorales; Mucoraceae. Gene Ontology annotation, biological process: protein N-linked glycosylation.
AUAGCCGCCAUCAUAUUCUAGUUUUAUUCUUCUUCUCUAAAUUCGUGACAUUGAAGAAAUGAUUCAAUUUGUAUUUGUUGCUUCUUUUUGUAUAAUAGCAACUAUCCUAAUCAUUAUUCAAUUAGCCUUUUCAAAGCUUACAACUUCCAUUAACAACACCAAAGAGAAACGCCGAAUUCAAUUAUUGCAGGAACUAGGUCAUCCUACUUUGACUAAUGUUAAGAGGCCUUUAAUUUUAGGCUUCUUUCAUCCUUAUUGUAAUGCAGGCGGGGGAGGAGAACGUGUUCUUUGGACAGCUAUUCGAGGUGUUCAUAAAAAAUAUCCUCAUGUUGUUUGCGUCGUAUACACAGGAGAUUUAGAAGCCACAAAGGAACAAAUCAUUCAGAAAGUUAAGAAUAACUUUAACAUCGAAUUGGAUCCUCAUAGACUUACGUUUAUUUAUUUAACCAAAAGAUACCUUGUCGAAGACUCCAGAUAUCCUCGAUUUACAUUGAUUCUUCAGAGUUUAGCAUCAAUUAUUAUUGGAUAUGAAGCUAUUAGUAAACUUGUACCAGAUGUCUUUUUUGACACAAUGGGUUAUGCAUUUACUUACCCACUCGUUCAUUACCUGACAAAAGUUAGAAUUGUAACCUAUACACAUUACCCUACAAUUAGUUCUGAUAUGGUCAAUCGAGUAUAUGAAAGAAGGGCUGCACACAAUAACGACGCAAAAUUAGCCUCAAGUAUUAUUUGGAGUACUGGAAAACUUUUUUAUUAUCGUAUGUUUGCACGAAUCUAUGGUUAUUGUGGUUCAUUUGCAGAAAUUGUAAUGGUUAACUCAACAUGGACAAAAGGACAUAUUGAUCAACUAUGGCGUACAAAAUCAGUUAUUGUUUAUCCUCCAUGUGAUACUGAAUCCCUUUGUAAAUUGCCUUUAAAAGGACGCCAAUCAAAAAUUGUUAGUGUAGCUCAGUUCAGACCAGAAAAAGAUCAUUUAUUACAAUUAACAUCAUUUGCUAAACUUAUUGAAAAAUAUCCCGAAUGGAAGACAAAAUCAUUAGAACUUGUUUUAAUUGGAAGUUCUAGAAAUGAAGGUGAUGCUAUGAGAAUUGAUUGUUUAAAAAAACAAGCAAAUGAGUUGGGAAUUAAGGAUUUUGUUCGAUUUGAAGUGAAUGCACCCUAUAGCGUCUUGGUAUCCAAUUUAGGAAUGGCUAAAAUUGGUCUACAUACUAUGUGGAAUGAACACUUUGGUAUUGGUGUAGUGGAAUAUAUGGCUGCUGGAUUAAUUCCAGUGGCUCACAAAUCGGGAGGGCCCAAGUUAGAUAUUGUAACCGAAUAUGAAGGAAAGAGAACAGGCUUUUUAGCAGAUUCUACAGAUACAUUUGCAGAUUGCUUAAACGAAGCAUUAUCUCUUUCUGAGGAAGAGUAUGUAGAAAUUGCAUCUAAUGCUCGUAUGUCUGCUUCUCAUAAAUUUUCUGAAGAUGCUUUUAAUUCUGCUUUGUUGACUUGUUUACGCCCAUGUUUAGAUCAAUAAAAAAUGACUUUUACAAAAUAUA